Austrofundulus limnaeus is the source of this 954-nucleotide messenger RNA. RefSeq lists its product as uncharacterized. The transcript is spliced from 2 exons. The record is from RefSeq and is a predicted model, not a curated record. Lineage: Eukaryota; Metazoa; Chordata; Actinopteri; Cyprinodontiformes; Rivulidae. The coding region runs from base 82 to 801 and encodes 239 amino acids.
UUGAAGUUACACAGACCGGACAGCAGGGGGCAGGACGCGCUGAACCGGACAUGAUGAAGAAGAAGAAGAAAAGAAUUCAAGAUGGCUGCCACUCGCAACAACGAUGAGUGCAGUUACAUUGUGGUUGAAGCGAACAGCCCAUCAUCGUCGCUGCUGCCACAGAACGAUGGCUUUAACAGGAAGCAGACCCUGUUUUUGAUCGACUUCAUCCGUCAGCUCGUCACGACCGACGACGGCCCCCCAAAGAAUCUGCAGGAGCUCAACGCACGGCUGAAAACAGCCAAGUCCAAUAAAAAGGAGCUGUGGAAGGAGGCGGCAGAAACCCUGGAGGACCGGUUCAAGCAGUGGUUCUGCCCCGCCCGAGUGGCCAGGAAGUGGGGCACGCUGGUCGACGGCUACAAGAAGGUGAAGCGGAGCAGCAGAGCGACGGGGAGGAGGAGCAUUCGCUUCCAGUACUACAACGAGAUGGACGAGCUGAUAAAGGAGCCGGACGAGGUGGUCAUCCCGGUGGUCGGGACAGCUGAGGGGCUGCUUGUGUGGAAACCCGAGGUUCUGGAUCAGAGCGUAGACGCAGCUCUGGCAGGUACAGCUUUCAGCCCGACGACCCGCCCCGGAGAGGAGCCGACGCCACCCACACCCGCUGCACCCCUGAAACGCCGGCGGGUGGACGAGGAGAUGAUGGAGCUCCUGCAGCAGUCAGAGGAAGCCACCCAGCGGCGGCACCAGGAGAUGCUGGCCCAGCUCAGGUCCGCCCAGGAGGACUUCAGGACCUUAAUGACCCAGCUGCUACAGAAACUUUAACUUCAUCCUUUUUGCACAUUUCCAGAACUUUUGUCUCGUUCAGAGCUGAUGCAGUCGAGCAGCAGGUAUUUUACACACCUGUUCUAAUAUAAUUACCUGACUUUGAUACUGUGUGAUACUUUUAUUUUGUUAAUAAACUUAUUGUAAUAUUCA